AUGAAGGUGAUUGAUGGCAAACCCGAAUACAAGAAUGCGUUCGACGUAUGGGUGAAGGUAAUAAAGAAUGAAGGUGUGUUUGCAUUGUGGAAGGGUUUCACGCCGUAUUACAUGCGUCUUGGACCACACACUGUAAUCACAUUCAUUUUCCUCGAGCAAAUGAAUGCCGCCUACUACAAGUAUGUGCUGGGAAUCGAGGCAAAAGCCGGCCUAUAG
Cooperia oncophora is the source of this 216-nucleotide messenger RNA. Lineage: Eukaryota; Metazoa; Nematoda; Chromadorea; Rhabditida; Trichostrongylidae. The record is from the annotation of a GenBank genome assembly.